Kogia breviceps (pygmy sperm whale) is the source of this 4255-nucleotide messenger RNA. The record is from RefSeq and is a predicted model, not a curated record. Lineage: Eukaryota; Metazoa; Chordata; Mammalia; Artiodactyla; Physeteridae.
UUAUUAGAAGGGGGGAAAAGACACUAGAGAGAAACAUCCAGCUUUCCCCAAAGGUCCAUGAAGACCCAAGUGCCAAUGCCAUGGUGUGUGAGCCCUCAGCGGGCUUUCCACAUCCUCUACUCCACAGCUGAGGUGGCCUUCUCAUAGCAGAGGCGGUACCAAACUGCUAUUUGUAACCUUGGUUGGAGCGUGCAUGCUCUUGGAUCCCAUUCAGCCUAGAAGCCCAUUUGGCCACCCUACAGAGCUCUAACUAGAUUGGGCCUGAGCUGCCUACAGUGGGGUACCCAGCUUGUCUUACUAGUCAAACUGGCAGGGCUGCUGAUUUCCCGGAGGGUCCUGGAACAUUCUGGAGACCCCAAGGAAAAGGCUUUGAGGGGUCUGUGAACUCCCUGAAAAUAAUGGGUCAAAUUGUGGGAAUGCACAGAUGUGCAUUUUUCACAGGAUAAGAGUCAGAACGUGGCCUUUGAUUUACCAAAGCGGGCCUUAACUUCCAAGAAGGUUAAGAAAGACAGGUUUAGAUCCUUUAGAGAGUUGUCUUUCACUUAAUUUUUUUAGACUCCACCAUCACAAGCAUUCUCUCCUGUGGCCACUGGUCCUUCCUAACCUGUGAGUUGGAAAGUUGCUUUCUGCAUUUUGCCUGAAAAGGCACCAAGUCCUGGCUCACUGGCCUGCUGGGGCUCAUUGUCCUCAAGGGACCCUCUCCUGUACUUGGAACCUACUUCCCACUGGGCAGAGAUUUCCUGAGAGGUAUGGACAGUGCUGAGGGGCAAACCCCCCUUCUCAGGCAGUUCUUAGCUUUGUGGCAUUUCCCAGUACCACUGCGGAGCACAAGAGUUCCAGUCAGUUUCACUCUCCUUGCAAGGUGGGUAAGGACCAAGCCCAUCUGGGGAAGGAUCCUGGGCUGCGUGGUCUGAAGCUUUUGGUACUCAAGUUCGUUGACCUCGUGGGCCUAGCCCGAUUAAAAUUUGUCUUGGCCUUGGGCGUUUGAGCGAUAUGGGGAGUGAAGGACAGAUCCUGAUCUCUCUCUCGGCACAGACCCCUCACUUGAUUCGGCUGCGCCGCUACUGCAGCCUCAAGACCCUGUCGGACUGGAGAGAGCUGACUCUCUCAUGCUCUCUCUCCCCUUUUCUCCCUCUCUUUUCUCUCCCUCUGUCCUUUUUUUCCUUCCGUUCCUCUCUUUCUCUCUCUAUCCCUCUCUUCUCCACCCCAGACGUCCAGUCCGCAGAGCCGGUCACCGCGGGGCUCAGAGGUGUAAGUGACUGGAGCGCAGCGCAAGCGGUGGCACGGCCUCCGGGUGCUGCGCGCCGAGCAGCCGCUGCCGGCAGAGACCGCAACUGCUUACUUGCACCUCAGAAGCCAGCACCAGGGCUCUGCCGCCAGCUCUCCCAUACGCUCUCUCUGGGUCCUCUCAGGCUCGGCUUCCUCCUCCGACUGAGUUCAUAUUGGGAGGAACAAGGCCAAGUGCCUGGCAAAUCACCCGGAAGGCAAGGGUCUUUCCCCGCCGCCGCCCUCAGCGGGAUCCCGGCGUUCAGCAGCUCCAGUCAAGCCCUCUGCAGGGACCGGAGCUGGCGGAGUGGGCAGGCCUGGGACAUCCUGGAGAGCUCUAGCCCGUAGGUAGGCCAGGGGCAAGGCAGCGACCUCCUGGGCUCCCUGGAUCCGGCCGGAAAAGGUCGCAUUUCCUGAGACAUGUAUGAGGCCCACACUUGGGGGCUACCGCCCUGGGCCUGCCGUUUCCAGUUGACUAAGGCCAGGGAAGAAGGAAGCCCCGGUGUCUGUUGAGCAAAGGGCCUGGCCUCCGAACGCGCCUAUAACUGGGCCAAGAGCCCAGCCAGGCCUCACAGAGAACGGAUUUCCUCACCGCGGGCCUCGUUAAAAUGCGCACACUGCGGGAGUGAGGGAUGCCCCAGCCGUGAGUUUGGAGGGGAGGGAGGAAGAGGGGAGGGGACCGGACCGAGAGGCAGGAGUGUGGUGACACCCGUUCUUGUCUUAGCCUCCGGCAGCGUGCGAAUGCCAAGGCUAAAGGGAGAGUUCGAGGAGAAUUGUGUGGCAGAGAUGUCCGUUUGUCCCCUCCAAGUUUCCCCCUCCAGGUCUUCGCCUCCCGAUCUGUGGCUGGAAGCGCCCCGCUCAUGCCGGAUGGAGCCGCCCGAAGGGCCGCCGCCGCAGCAGCCCCAGCAGCAGCCGCCGCCCCCGCCGCAGCCACCCCAGCCCCCGCCGCAGGCCACCUCGUGCUCUUUCGCGCAGAACAUCAAAGAGGAGAGCUCCUACUGCCUCUACGACUCGGCUGACAAAUGCCCCAAAGGCUCGUCCGCCGCUGCCGAGCUGGGCCCCUUCCCGCGGGGCCCGCCGCCUGAAGGCUGCGCCCUGGGCACCUCCAGCGGGGUGCCAGUGCCUGGCUACUUCCGCCUCUCUCAGGCCUAUGGCACCGCCAAGGGCUACGGCAGCGGCGCGCAGCAGCUCGGCGCCGGCCCGUUCCCUGCUCAGCCCCCGGGGCGCGGCUUCGACCCGCCACCCGCGCUCGCCUCCGGUUCUGCGGAUGCAGCCCGGAAGGAGCGAGCCCUCGAUUCGCCACCGCCUCCCACGCUGGCCUGCGGUGGCGGCGGCGGGGGCUCGCAGGGCGACGAGGAGGCGCACGCGUCGUCUUCGGCUGCGGAGGAGCUCUCCCCCGCCCCUUCCGAGAGCAGCAAAGCCUCGCCCGAGAAGGACUCCCUGGGCAAUUCCAAAGGCGAAAACGCAGCCAACUGGCUCACUGCAAAGAGCGGCCGGAAGAAACGCUGCCCCUACACCAAGCACCAGACUCUGGAGCUGGAAAAGGAGUUUCUGUUCAACAUGUACCUUACUCGAGAGCGGCGCCUAGAGAUCAGCCGCAGCGUCCACCUCACGGACAGACAAGUUAAAAUCUGGUUUCAGAACCGCAGGAUGAAACUGAAGAAAAUGAACCGAGAAAACCGGAUCCGGGAGCUCACAGCCAACUUUAAUUUUUCCUGAUGAAGCUCCAGGCAAUGCGGUUCUUUUUGCUUCCAGAGAGCCAUUCUGCUCCCUCUGUCUUCGGCUCUGCCCAGGAACUCGCACCUGUGCCGGAGCCCCAUUCCUCCCUUCCCACACUCACCAUCUCGCUGGCCGUUACAUCUGUGCAGGGCUGGUUUGUUCUGACUUUUUAUUUCUUUUUCUGUUUGCUUGGUGCUGGUUUAUUUGUUGUUUUCUGGGGGAAAAAGCCAUAUAGCGCUAAAAUUCUAUAUAGAGAGAUAUUGUCCUAAAUGUAAAGCGGUGACAGGGAUGGUUUUCUGUCUCGGGGUUCCACUGCUUGAAAUGGCCUCUGUCCUCCCAGUGGAGCUGGUUUCCUGCAGGGCCGGCAAACCUAGCCAGAAGGCGGCGGAGGUAGCAUUUUAGGCAGCUGAGGUGUCUGGCCUGAGGUCAAUGGUGCAAGGAGCCGCCACCGGGCUUGCCUACCUGGAGUGCUGGGCUGUUUAAUCAGGGGAUACAGGCCCCUGGGUUUCUUUUUUCUUUCUUCCUUGGCAAAGAGAAGGUCUUGCAGGCAUGGACAUGCAGGUUGGAAAAAGGGCUUGACUUUGGCUGAUUGGCAAAACUGAGAAAGUCAGAAAGAUUACUUUUUCCUUCCUCUGUAAGAUAUCCCAGCUUUAAAAGAAGAAAAGAAUGACCAGGAGAAGGAAACUUCUCUUCCAGUUUGUGUAAGGUCUUGCAUUGUGGGACUAAAUUACUUCACUCACUCUGAAUUUCCAUGCCCUUCUGGCUGUAGAUAAAUAAUCAUGUUGUUUUGUUUAUACCUGCAGAUUUAGUGGAUUUUUUUGUCAUUAAAUAAUUGUUACCACUGGUAACACACAACAAGCACACCAUUAUUCUCCCUAUCUUGUGGAGGUUUUUUCUCUUUUUUCUUUUCUUUUCUUUUUUGUUUUCUUUCUAAAAUUCAUGGAAGCCAAGGAGGGCUGGGGCAAGCGGAAUAGACUAGAGAAGGGAGACACUGUUGGGUUUCCUUUAUACUGUGAAGUUACUUGCAUAAAAGGGUCAAACCUGUAGGUGCAGAAAAAGAAAAAACUAUAAAAUACAAAUCUGUAUAAAUGUCUAUUAUUAUGAAAAAUUGCCAAUCUUGUUUUAUGCAAAUGCAUUCUAUCGUUAUUAUAAAUGUUAGUUCUAGCUCUAUUCUAAUCUUAAAUCAGAAUAAAUUAAUAUUGUAAUGCUGCUGUGCGUGGAAAAAGACGAUGUUUAUGUUCUUAUAGAAGAAUAAAAGCUGUGGAAUGAA